This is a messenger RNA of Aspergillus steynii IBT 23096, 960 nucleotides long. Its product is annotated as aminotransferase class IV. Bases 1 to 960 code for a protein of 319 amino acids. The transcript has a single exon. Gene Ontology annotation, biological process: carboxylic acid metabolic process. The record is from RefSeq and is a predicted model, not a curated record. Lineage: Eukaryota; Fungi; Ascomycota; Eurotiomycetes; Eurotiales; Aspergillaceae. Gene Ontology annotation, molecular function: catalytic activity.
AUGUCGACUAUGGAGCAGAUCUUCUCCGGCUACCACAAACGCCUGGAGACCCUCAAGUCCAGCAACAACCCCUUCGCCAAGGGCAUUGCCUGGGUCGACGGCGAGCUGGUGCCCCUCUACGAGGCCCGCAUCCCGCUCAUCGAGCAAGGCUUCAUGCACAGCGAUCUAACCUACGACGUGCCAUCUGUCUGGGACGGCCGAUUUUUCCGCCUCGACGACCACCUCAACAGAUUGGAAGCGUCGUGCGGUAAAAUCCGUCUUCGCUUCCCCAUCCCCAGAGACCAGAUCAAGAAGACGCUGGUGGAAAUGGUCGCUAAGAGCGGUAUUCGCGAUGCUUUUGUCGAAUUAAUCGUUACCCGUGGUUUGACCGCCGUUCGCGAAGGUAACCCCGACAGUAUGAAGAACAAUCUCUAUCUGAUUGUCCAGCCGUAUGUCUGGGUUAUGGACCCCGAGACGCAGAAGACGGGUGGAAGUUCGAUCAUCGCCAAGACUGUUCGGCGUGUGCCGCCUGGUGCUAUCGAUCCUACCGUUAAGAAUCUGCAGUGGGGUGACCUGGUCCGUGGCAUGUUUGAGGCAAGGGAUCGUGGCUCGCAGUAUCCGUUCCUCACCGAUGGGGAUACCAAUAUCACUGAGGGGUCUGGGUUUAAUAUCGUUUUUGUGAAGGGCGGUGUGAUUUAUACGCCCGACAGAGGUGUCUUGGAAGGGGUUACGCGCAAGAGUGUCUUUGACGUUGCCAAAUCGAAGGGCAUCGAGGUGCGUGUGGAAGUCGUACCUGUGCAGACAGCAUAUGACAGCGAAGAGAUCUUCAUGAGUACUACUGCAGGUGGCAUCAUGCCGAUUACGGAGUUGGAUGGGAAGCCUGUCGGUAAUGGCAAGGUCGGUCCGGUUACAAGAACGAUCUGGGAUGGCUACUGGGCUAUCCAUUAUGAUCCGGCGUUCAGCUUUGAGAUUAAGUAUUAG